Molecule: messenger RNA, 876 nt
Organism: Drosophila persimilis
Lineage: Eukaryota; Metazoa; Arthropoda; Insecta; Diptera; Drosophilidae
Gene: Osi8
Exons: 2
Coding region: 1-876 (291 amino acids)
Source: RefSeq, a predicted model, not a curated record
AUGAUCAAGUACGUGUGGCAUGUGGCAGCCCUCAUGAUUGUCUUCUGCUGGCUGUCAACUGCUCGCAGCGCCAGCUACCAGCACCAGCACCAACACCAGAGUCUGAACAGCCUCGGCGUCGGGCAGAAGCCGCAGCCGCAGCCGCAGCCGAGUGCCUCCAGCUCCGCAUCCACUCCCACCGGCUUCUGGAAAGACAUGUCGCUGGUUUACCGAAUCUACCAGCAAUGCACGGGCGAGAAUAUGUCUGUCUGCUUGAAGGUCAAGCUGUUGACCGGCCUGGAGAAGGUCUUUCGCUCGGCGAAAACUCUGGCGCUCUUCGAGGGCGUGCAGUUCGUUAGCUCUGGCAGUGGCAGCGGCGGUGAGGAGCAGAAGCGGGCCAAGUUGCCGCCAAUCAGUGAGCAGGACAUUGUGGCUGUUCUGCCUCGCAGCACGGACGCCAAGGAUCAGGUUCUCAACAGCAUGAUCUUCAAGCGGGUAGGCAACUUUCUCCAGGACCACACGCUGCAGGUAAAGUUUCCGGACAUGCGCGACUCGGACAGCAGCACUGCGGAGGGUCGCAAGAAAAAGGAUAAAAAGGGCAAUGGCGCCUACAUUAUGAUUCCUCUGCUCCUCGGCGGCACAUUUGUGCCAAUCGCCUACGGCGCCUUGGCCAUGCUGGCCGGCAAGGCGCUGAUUGUGUCCAAACUGGCUCUGGUGCUCGCAUCCAUCAUUGGCAUCAAGAAACUGCUCAGUGGCGGCGGCGGUGGCAAGGAGUCUUCGCAUGAGGUCGUCGUCUCUGGUGGCAGCCACUCGGGCUGGGGACGUGACUUCGACAUGGCCUACAGCGGCUGGAAGCCAGCCAAAGAGCAGCAAGCGGGCAGCGCAAAGAGCUUGUAG